GGCCUCAAGUCUCUGGCAUUAAUUGGUAAUGGAGCAUACUUAUCUUAUGUUUACCGUUUCGUCAAGUGCUUGAAUAAUACUUCCUUGAGCUACUCUCUCUUGUCUGGCCGGAAAUAUCAUGGUCGGAUUCCUCGACUUACCUGACGAACUUCUUAUAUAUGUCCUGAACGCGCUCCGCUUUAAUGAUCUGCUGAAGUGUAGACAGCUUUGCAAACGGUUGGACAUAAUAAUACAGAACGAGACGAUACUGCGGUACAAGGUGGAGCUAGCCCUUAAUGGCAUGGAGGACAACCCCACCGUCGCCAUGCCAAUUAUUGAUCGAUUCCGCAUACUCAAGGAAUACCAUGAGGCUUGGGAGAAACUAGAUUUCAAGCGUGAUUACAUCCUGGACAUGAACAGCGAUGGUGUUUGGGAGUUAAGCUGCGGCGUUCUUUGUCAAGCAAGAGGUCGCAGGACGCUGGUUUUCAGACAGCUCCCUUCUGUAUUGCGCGGAAUCAAGGAGAGAGCAUGGGAGCUGGAAGAUAUUGGCGUUGAUAUAAGGGACUUUUCAAUGGAUCCAGCUCAGGAUCUCCUUGUGGUGGUGGAAACACACAAUGCGAGUCAACGUAUACAUCUGCGUACGAUGUGUACAGGCGAAGUUCAUCCAUCAGUUUUCCGCCCCGCCGUCAUAAAUUAUACACCAAAUCUCUCGACAAGGUUAUAUACUAUAAAGAUAUGUUCGGAUUAUGUCGGCAUUGCAUUUACUAGCACCAGUCAAAUUACGCAAGAGCUUGCCGUGUGGAACUGGAAAACUGGGGAACUUCGAAUGGCGGUAUCCGGUCAUAACGUAUCGGCAUAUUCGUUCCUAACACAAGAUCAUCUCCUUCUCGCUCGCAUGAGCAUCGAUGCAGAGCUCCUUGUCGUCGACUUGGGAACAGCCUCGCCUGAAUUGACUCCUAUGGAAGAAAUGGAAUACAUAUGUAGCUUCCGUCUUCCUGACGUGGAGCCAGGAAGUGCAAUCUUCCGGGCGGAACUACGAGCCGACCCUGCGCCGUGGUCGCUCCAUCCUACUCUUGCUGCUCCAUUUCAAGUUGCUCGAGAUCAGCGGGUCAUCGUGUUGACCUUCACCGUCUUUCAUGGCCGAUUUGACAGGUCAAUGUACUUUUUGAUUUGUGGUGACCAUCUCUUGUCUCACUUCAAAACCGUACCCGCUGCAUGCAGCAAACUUGGAAUUGAUUGGAUCGAAUGGGGACCUCAAGCUUCUCGCGUUUUGACAUAUGUGCCUGGCUACGAUUCGGUCUGGGUCUGUAAUACUUACGGCAGUUCAUUCGUGAACGGAUUCCGGCCUGGAUUCCAGAUCUACAUAAUGGACCUUAAUCAGGUUGCAAUCAGAAAACUCCGAGCAGAAAGAAAUGAUGUUAUGAAUGAAUCGCCAGUUCCUAAUUCGUCUUCCUGGGUCUUGCAAGAUAAUGCACUUGUGCUCGAACACAGCACCUUCCGAACGUCCUUGCCGAUACGAAUGAGGAGUUGGGCCCUCAAUCUUGGGGUUAAUGAAACCUACGAGGCCGUGAUGAUCAGCGAAGAUUGUAUUAUAUUCGUUGACUUGUCCAACGUGGCUAAAACGCGGUAUCGCAUAUUGAGCAUGUAAUCUUUUCGUUUGGAGUCGUCUUCAUACGAAUGAUGUACCCUUGUCUUGAAUUCUAUGAGGGGUAUACGCCCUUUUUGCUGACCGUCUAUGUCCACCGUAGUGGCUGUUCAAUCUCCUGGAUGCUCUCGGAUUUGGCCCAGCUGAUGCCGGACGAUGCUCAUGAAUUCAACUGUUUCUAAACAGACAAUUCCUGCACACACAUCGUUAUUCAUUUCCGUGCUUUAGACCUGCUAACUUUCUUGAGGGUGUAGUCAUCCACUGCCCUAUUCGUGUAGAUCGAUAUACAUACACUGCUACGCUCAUUGACAAAAAGCAAGUUUUGUCCUGUUCGUGUCAUCGUUGCUAGGAUCUAAAGUGCUUGCUCACAGUCGCUCCGAAGACAUGAUACGGCAUUCCUUCCGUCUGAUUUUUGCUGGCUCAACGCUUUUGACGAAUCACGUCGAGAAUCUCUCCUUAGGCAUCCCUAAGAUUCUACAGACCCUCGUACUUUAUGUGUGAAUUAAUUUUAUGUAUUCGAAUCUGUCUUGUCGCCGUGUCACGCUAAGGAUCGACGCGUGACAUCACGGUCCGUCGCGCUGGUCACACUUUCAGCUUUCAACC
Molecule: messenger RNA, 2227 nt
Organism: Somion occarium
Lineage: Eukaryota; Fungi; Basidiomycota; Agaricomycetes; Polyporales; Cerrenaceae
Source: the annotation of a GenBank genome assembly